Molecule: messenger RNA, 3563 nt
Organism: Archocentrus centrarchus (flier cichlid)
Lineage: Eukaryota; Metazoa; Chordata; Actinopteri; Cichliformes; Cichlidae
Gene: oca2
Product: oculocutaneous albinism II
Exons: 24
Coding region: 253-2784 (843 amino acids)
Biological process (GO): melanocyte differentiation; transmembrane transport; melanin biosynthetic process
Cellular component (GO): melanosome membrane
Source: RefSeq, a predicted model, not a curated record
CAGAGCGCAGGAAACAUCUCGGCCUCUCUCGUCUCAUCAAAUUACAGCAAAAAGAAAGUUUCACCAGCUGCAAACAUCAUCGAUCUUCAUCAUCAGCCUUUAUUGGAUUAUCAGAUUGAAUUACUUCUGCUUUUUUAUGCUCAACAUCACAACUUCCAUCAUCAUCAUCAUCAUCAUCAUCAUCAUCAUCCUGUGUUCAGUCUCAUCGUUAUCUAAAAGGAGUUUUCUGUCUUUAUUCACCGCGCACUCAACAUGUAUCUGGAGAACAAAAGCAACCUGGAGAUUGAGAUGUCUCAGACAUCGGCCCAAGGCCAUCAGGGCAGGGGCAGCCUGAGGUCACCAGAGGGGGUCGCAGGGAACUUCGGGGAACUGCGCCUGCUGGAGGGCAUCUCGGAGAGGAGAGAGACACAGAAGCUCCAGCAGUCUGCGGGACAGUGCGUCAUCCACAGUGAGGGCUUCGUCCCCAUUCGACAAGAGGACAGUUUCAGGAAUACUCUGAGUGCUGUUAACAUCCUCAGAGGAAAAACAAACUCAGCCAACCUUACAGAGAGGUCGCCUCUGCUGAGGUUCUCUCAGGACGACAGUAUAACCUACUUGACCCUACAUGACCCCAGCUUUGUUGGCGGGGAAGAGCCCUGGAACAACGGUUCCCUGGACGUGGAGAGGCGGUAUCGACUGGGCAGUGAGGUCACCAGCCUGUCGCUAUCGCGCUCCAGCUCCUCGGAGAAGUACGACCCUCUGGACAAUCUCAACCUCAGCUUCAAACUCACAAGGAGCGUGAAAUGCUGCUUCAGAGUCUCCAAAACUGCCACCAUCUUUGCUUUUGUCGUUCUCUGCAGUCUGUCCUUCAGCAUGUAUCCAGAUCGAGACAACCCCUGGAGGAUGCUGGCAGUCUCUCCCACAGAGAGUUUCUCAAUGAAUGUGACUGAUUUUCGGGACAACGCUUUACUGAAGCUCCAGGUGGCCGGGCCUUUUGCAGGAGGGAUGAUGGACCCGACAAAUCAGGAGUUCAUCCUCAUCCAGGUAGAGCAGACCGAGCAGGCAGGGCAGCGGAGGAGGAGGACUCAGCAGGUGAUUCAUAAUUGGACCAUCCCUCUACACGCAGAACGAAAGGACCAGAUAGUGCAAACAAAGACGUUUGAGAUGCUCAGCAGUGACCCCAUCGCUAUCACGAUUCAGGCCUUCCUGCAGGAUAAUGAGGUGGUGCCGCUAUCCAUGACCCACCAGUCGCUUUACGUCAGCGUGGAGACACAGGUGGCCAUCGCUGGAAUCAUCCUGACUGGGGUCUAUGUUCUCAUCAUCUUUGAGAUUGUGCACCGCACCCUGGCAGCCAUGCUGGGAUCCCUGGCAGCCUUGGCUGCUCUGGCUAUCAUUGGUGACAGACCCAGUCUGGUGACAGUGGUGGAGUGGAUCGACUAUGAGACUCUGGCUCUUCUGUUCGGCAUGAUGAUGCUGGUGGCCAUUUUCUCAGAGACUGGCUUCUUUGAUUACUGUGCAGUGAAGGCUUACCAUUUAUCCAGAGGAAGAGUGUGGCCCAUGAUCAUCAUCCUCUGUCUCAUCGCUGCCAUUUUAUCUGCUUUUCUGGACAAUGUGACCACUAUGAUGCUUUUCACUCCCGUCACCAUUAGGUUGUGUGAGGUGCUUAAUCUAGACCCCAGACAUGUCCUGAUUGCAGAAGUAAUCUUCACCAACAUUGGAGGGGCCGCCACAGCUGUCGGAGAUCCACCCAACGUGAUUAUAGUAUCAAAUCAGGACCUGCGCAGAGAAGGGAUUGAUUUUGCCAGUUUCACAGGCUACAUGUUCCUUGGAAUAUGCCUGGUCCUUUUUACCUCAUUUCCUUUCCUGCGGAUGCUCUACUGGAACAAAAAACUUUACAACAAAGAGUCCAUUGAAAUUGUUGAACUCAAGCAUGAGAUCCUGGUCUGGAGGCAAACGGCUCAGCGCAUAAACCCCGCCAGCCGAGAGGAGACAGCUGUGAAAUGUCUUUUAAUGCAAAAAGUCCUCAACCUGGAAAGUCUCCUGCGCAAAAUGAUGAAAACCUUCCAAAGACAAAUUUCUCAGGAGGAUAAGAACUGGGAGCAAAACAUCCAAGAACUGCAGAAGAAGCACAGAAUAACUGACAAGGUCCUGCUGGUGAAGUGCGUGUCCGUCCUUGGCGUUGUGAUCUUCAUGUUCUUUCUCAACUCCUUCGUUCCCAGAAUUCAUCUCGAUCUCGGUUGGAUCGCUAUCUUGGGUGCGCUCUGGCUUUUGGUUCUGGCUGACAUUCAGGAUUUCGAGAUCAUCUUGCACAGAGUGGAGUGGGCCACGCUGCUGUUUUUUGCCGGUCUCUUCGUUUUGAUGGAGGCCUUAGCCCAGCUGCAACUUAUUGACUAUAUUGGAGAACAGACAGCACUGCUUAUAAAAGCGGUGCCAGAAGACCAGCGCUUGGCUAUAGCCAUUAUCUUGGUGAUGUGGGUCUCGGCUUUGGCUUCUUCUCUCAUUGACAACAUUCCCUUCACUGCCACGAUGAUUCCAGUUCUCAUCAACCUGAGUCAGGAUGCAGAUGUGAACCUGCCAGUUAAACCUCUCAUCUUUGCAUUGGCCAUGGGAGCCUGUCUGGGUGGAAAUGGCACAUUGAUAGGAGCAUCAGCCAAUGUCGUAUGUGCAGGAAUUGCUGAGCAACAUGGAUAUGGCUUUUCCUUCAUGGAGUUCUUCAAGCUGGGAUUCCCCAUGAUGAUAAUGACAUGCAUGAUUGCCAUGUGCUACCUGCUGGCCACCCACAUCGGACUGGGAUGGAACAUGUGACCCGGAACUGCUGCACAGAGAUCCAAAGAAACUGUGUGACCACUCCCUCCAAGAGUUUGAGCUCACUGAAACAUGAUGUGUAACCUGACUGACUGAUCAGUUUACCGGCAUUAUAUGAAGCAUUGCAGCCAUAUUUUUCAAAGCAUGGAAAGGUGUCUUUGAGUAACGUGCAGACUAUCAGGGACCAGAUUUACGUGAGCUUUUACCAAACUUUGAGUCCAAGAAAUUUCUGAAACAAAAAUGUCACCAGUCUAUUAUGGUGCACGUGGUGCUAUGGCUUCACUGGGUAAAAUAAUUGGUGUAAGCAUUUAACACUGUGCUCUCUGAUGUCAGACCGGAAAAACAAAACUAAACACGUGACCUGUUUAAACAUUUAGAAGAGUGAUCACGAAUAUUUCACCUGUGGUUUACCAAACCUGUGUUGAUAUUUAAAGGAACCACAAGAUCCAGUGAAAGGGAUUUUUAACAGUUUGUGUCUAAUUAUUUUUUGAGCUUCCAAAUCUCAAAAGCAGAAAAACACAGGCAGCAUCGAUUUAACUGCAAAGAACCAAUGAGACAAGAAAACUACAGACUGUGAUCAAAGCAUUGUAUACUGUGUAGUGGAUUGUGUAAAUGGUGAUCUCAUGUAAACUGUUUUUUUUUUCUGCAAUCAUUCAUCAUGUAAAUGUUCUUACAUGCACUGAACAGUGUCUUCUUACUUUGUCCCUUUAUCUGUAUGUAUUAUACAGCCCAACAACCUGAACUUCAGUGUUCAAUGAAUGAAAUGCAGCCAAAAACAU